Messenger RNA from Paramisgurnus dabryanus, 2068 nucleotides. NCBI's taxonomy places the organism in Eukaryota, Metazoa, Chordata, Actinopteri, Cypriniformes, Cobitidae. The record is from RefSeq and is a predicted model, not a curated record.
AGCUAUAACAACAAAAUAUUAAUUAUUCUGACAUAAAAUACCAGUUCAGAAAGGCAGUAAUAUAUAAGCCGUUUUGUUUGUUACUUUCCUGACAAGGUCCUGACAGCAGGGGCGGAGUGAGACCAAAAAAUCUACCGGGAAAUUUCGUAGACCACCGGCUUUUAGUCACAGCACACAAACUGAUGUUGUGUUAAUCUCUAUACAACUUUACUGGAGAUCACAACACUCUCAGAUUGUUGUUGUGUUGUUAUUUCAGACAUCUGAACUGUUGAAGAAAAUGUUUCUCGUGUUUGCUUUUCUCACUUUCUGCUUCACUUCUCUGCUUGUGGCGGAGCCAGGGAUUUUUCAUGGGUGGCCAGGCAGGGGCCAGCAGUAACUCUGGGGUGGCACAUAAAAUCUCUAUCAUCCAACCUUAAAAUACUUUUAAGUAUUAUAGGUGAUGAAGUGAAGUCAGUGUCAGUGAUGGAGGGAGAUUCUGUUACUCUACACACUGAUAUUACUGAAAUACAGAGCGCUUAUAUGAUACUGUGGAGGUUUGAAAUUCAUGGGACUCUCAUAGCUAAAAUCAAUAAAGACACCAAUAAGAUCUCAAUAUAUGAUGAUGUUUUUGAUGGGAGAUUCAGAGAAAAAUGCAGGUGAAUAAUCAGACUGGAGAUCUCACCAUCACAAACAUCACAUCUCAACACAAUGGAGUUUAUAAAAUAAUCAUCAGCGGCAGACAGGAGACCUCACACACAUUCAAUGUUACUGUCUACGCUCGUCUGCCCAUUCCUCUCAUCUCUAGUUACUGUCCUCAAAACUCUUCAUCAAUCUCAAACUGUUUAUUAUUGUGUUCAGUGUUGAAUAUGAGAGAUGUGAGUCUGUCCUGGUACAAAGGAAACAGUUUAUUGUCCAUCAUCAGUGUGUCUGAUCUCAACAUCAGACUCUCUCUACCUCUGGAGGUUGAAUAUCAGGAUACAAACACAUACAGAUGUGUACUCAACAAUCCCAUCACAAACCAAACUCAACAUCUUAACAUCACUCAUCUCUGUCAGACGUGUUCAGAUACAACAGCUCUCACCUUCAUUCUGCUGCGUUGUGUUUUUGAUGGAUGUCUGAUGAUUAAAGUGUCAGUUCUGAUCUUCUUGAUCUACAGGAAACACAGAAACACACAGCAACAGGUUCAAACCAGAGAAGAGGAAAUCACAUAUACAGAUCCAACAUUCUAUAAAAGAGCAGCAAAUAAACCGGUGCACCUGUUUGAGGUCGUAAGCUGCAUAAAGACACCUGUCCACCCCAUACAAUCAGUUAGAAUCCACCUACUAACAUGGACAAGACCAAAGAGCUGUCCAAAGACACUAGAGACAAAAUUGUAUACCUCCACAAGGCUGGAAAGGGCUACGGGGAAAUUCCUAAGCAGCUUGGUGAAAAAAGGUCCACUGUUGGAGCAAUCAUUAGAAAAUGGAAGAAGCUAUGACUGUCAAUCUCCCUCAGACUGGGGCUCCAUGCAAGAUCUUACAUCAUAGGGUCUCAAUGAUUCUAAGAAAGGGAUCUGCAGUAGAGGAUGAUGUGGUGUAUACAUGAGUCAAGAGACGAUAAACAAACUCUCUGUGAUUCUCAGAUCAACAUUCAGCUGUUUAAUCAUCUUCACUUUCGGUUAUAACUUUACAUAAAGCGCUUAUUACAUUUAAAAUGUCUGUGUUCUCUCUCACUUCAAGAUUUGUUGCUUCUCCAUUGAAUUCUCAAGCAUAAUACACGCUAACAACAGCUAUAAUGCAAGCAUACAUCAACAAUAUUUCACCACGUUUUAAAUAAUGCAUUAUCAGAAACAACUUAAGUAUUUGAUUUCAAACCAUGUCUAUUUUUUAUUUUUCUAACUGAAUGCAUCUGACACUUUAACAGCUUCAUUCAGGUUCAAGUGAUGCCUGAUGUGGAAAGAAAUGUGGUUUUGUUAUACUGGUGGACGUGAAAUGUGCGUUUUUAUUUAACUGUUUGUGGUUAAUGUGUAUAUGUGUGUGCAUGUGAGAGGCAUGAACAGUGUGUUUCUGUAAAUACUGUGUGACUUUUUUGAUGUACACAAAGCAUUUGA